Aspergillus tanneri is the source of this 264-nucleotide messenger RNA. RefSeq lists its product as uncharacterized. The transcript has a single exon. The record is from RefSeq and is a predicted model, not a curated record. The coding region runs from base 1 to 264 and encodes 87 amino acids. Lineage: Eukaryota; Fungi; Ascomycota; Eurotiomycetes; Eurotiales; Aspergillaceae.
AUGAGGCCCAACCCCGUACCUCCAGUCGAGCAGGAUGUCUCGGAGAAAACAAACACCACCGAUCUGGACCGCGAGAAACAGUCGCUAGAGUCGCCUACAGAGAUGCAAAGGCCCUACAGAGAUGCAAAGGCGCAAGCCCGAGAAAUCGCCGGUUGGCAGUGGUUUCUUGUCGUGCUGGCCAUCUACAGUUCCCAAUUCCUCUUCGCCCUCGACAACCCAAUCGUUGCCAACGCGCAACCCGGAAACGAACCACCGCGCCCAUGA